This is a messenger RNA of Drosophila innubila, 2472 nucleotides long. RefSeq names its product carcinine transporter. The coding region runs from base 317 to 2359 and encodes 680 amino acids. Gene Ontology annotation, molecular function: transmembrane transporter activity. The record is from RefSeq and is a predicted model, not a curated record. Gene Ontology annotation, cellular component: membrane. NCBI's taxonomy places the organism in Eukaryota, Metazoa, Arthropoda, Insecta, Diptera, Drosophilidae. The transcript is spliced from 7 exons. Gene Ontology annotation, biological process: transmembrane transport.
CAACUGUAAUUAAAGCUUGAAAUCUAAGCAUUAAUAUUAUUGAAUUCAUAUGUAAUGUUUAAAAAUAUGUACUUUAGUUUAAACAAAUUAAAAACAACUUGCAAUUCAAAUAUAAAUUAUAAAACAAUACCCAAUGGCUAGCGACCUCUAUCGGCUUUUUUUUUUAGUAAUGAAUCUGCUGGCAACCCUUUGUAAACCGUUAACAACAGCUGAAAGCGAAAACUUUUACGGCUUCUGCAAAACGGUGAAAACAGAAAAACUUGCAGAAUUGUUUUCAUAAUUAUAUUUCAAGUAAAAUCAAAGGAAUUUCAGACAAAUGACAGGUGAAAUUGUGGACAGUGAAGAUGAGUAUGAUGAAAUAUCUCAGUUGCGACAACGUAAUAAACCUGAAACUCAAGAAUCAAUUGAUGAGGCCUUCGACUUGGAUGAUUUGUUGCCCAUCAUUGGGGAGUUUGGCAAAUAUCAGAAACUUCUCGUUUUUGGUAUUUGCUUGCCUGCUUGUAUUCCAUGUGGUUUUUGUGCUUUUAAUCAACUUUUCAUGGCCGACACUCCAGAUGAUUAUUGGUGUCGGAUCCCUGAACUCAUGGACAUGGAUGUCGAACAGCGCAAAUAUUUGGCCAUUCCCAAGGAACAGGAAAAUGACGAACUGGUUUAUAGUAAAUGCUACACAUACGGCGUCAACUGGACCCAGUUACUGGACCCUUUUAAUGAAGAUACCAAUGGAAACUUGACAUUUGAACAUUUGGAGCUAAACAGCAGCUGGCCCUUGGUCAAGUGCUCACAGGGCUGGGAGUAUAACACCAGCCAUGUCUGGUCUUCUAUUGUGAUCGAUUUCGAUUUGGUUUGCGAUCAAGACAUAUAUCCUACUAUUGGUCUGGCUGCGCUUAACAGUGGCGGCCCUGUAGGUGUGUAUCUUUUUGGGCUUCUCAAUGAUCGCGCGGGCAGGCGACUUUCUUAUUUCACCUGUCUGGCAACGCUGCUGGCCGGCAGCUUAAUGACGUCACUGAGCAAAGAUUUCUGGACAUGGGCUGGCAGUCGCGUUGUCGUAGGUCUGACUAUACCUGCUGUUUAUCAGAUACCAUUUAUUAUUUCCCUGGAACUUGUUGGCGAAAAGUACCGUUCCUUUGUAACCGUUAUGACUUGCACAUUCUACACAUCAGGCAUAAUGCUGUUGUCCCUGGUCACGUAUCUGGAGCGGGAUUGGGUGCGCCUAUCGUAUUACACCUCCCUGCCGUUCUACGCCUAUUUCCUAUACAUGUUUGUAAUGCCAGAAUCACCGCGUUGGCUUUUAAUGCGCGGUCGUCUCGAGGAGGCGCUUAAAAUCCUGGAACGCAUGGCGAUCAUAAACGGACGUCAGUUCCCAGAGGCAGUUCAUAGCAAACUGGAGGCGCAGAUUAGAAGGGAUAAAAUGAAGAAGGAAAAGAAAAAGAUUGCCAAUGUGGGACUCAUGGAUCUCUGUCGCACGCCAAAUAUGCGAUUGAAGACAAUACUGAUAACACUCAGUUGGUUUGCCAAUGAGACCGUUUAUCUGGGUCUAAGUUAUUACGGCCCUUCCCUUGGAACCAAUCAAUAUGUGAGCUUCUUUCUGUCGGCGGUCGUGGAAUUGCCGAGUUAUCUAUGCUGUUGGUAUUUUAUGGAUACUUGGGGACGUCGGUGGCCCUUGAGUUUGUCAAUGAUAUUGGGCGGCGUGGCUUGCGUUAUAACUGUUAUGCUGCCUGACGAUGCUAUAGACGAGACCUUAAUACUCUAUCUUAUAUCCAAGGCGCUUCUCUCAGCGUCUUUUCUGAUCAUCUAUCCUUUUGCUGGAGAGCUUUAUCCCACACAAGUUCGGGGCAUUGGCAUCGGUGCCUCCAGUUAUAUAGGCGGAUUGGGGCUGAUCGUAAUACCAUUUGUCACCUAUCUGGGCAAGGAGAAUCUAAAAUUACCUUUGGUAAUUAUGGGAUUUGUUUCGAUGUUGGGUGGCAUGACGGGUUUGCGAUUGCCGGAGACAUUGCAUCAUCGUUUGCCACAGACAAUUGAGGAGGGCGAAGAGUUUGGCAAGAAUUGGCAGCUGAAGGACUGUUUCAAUUGCAAACCAAAACCUGAGACUCUCUCACCGCCCACUUCCUAUGAGAACUUAGAUGUCUUGGGGGGCUCUUCCAAUAAUGCCUCCGAGGUGGAACUGGAGUUGAGAGAUAAUCGCAGAUUGCGCCAACAGCCGCGCAUAGAUGAGCGAACUCCCUUGGAUCUGACAAGCAGUGGCAGUGGAGGAACUGGAAGACCGCAUCGGGCGUCGAUGAAGCGUCUGGUGCGUCAGAUGAGCGUUAUGGACACUCAAAGGACUCACGAUGGAACCAUGCAGUUAACCCAUUGGAUUUGAGUAUAAAUGUAUAACAGCAAAAGUAUUAUUACAACACAAUAUAAUCUCAAUGCAAAUAUAUUUUGUAUUAUAAAUAUAAUAAUAAAAUAUCUUACAGAUAUAAUCCAUAUAAA